AUGGACAUCCAGAAGAACAAAGCCGCCAUGGCUUCGUUCGUCGCCUCCAUUCUGCUCGCUGCACCCACCAUGGCACAAGUCCUCAUGCCCGAAUUUCCGUUGGAACCGUUGGCCGGUCUUCAGGGCAAAUGGCACCCAGAACCCCCACCAGUGCUCCAGAAGCCAUGCAUCGUCAUCGAUAAGGUCAAGAACAUCACCUACAUGAUCGGUUACGACUCCCAGGGAGCCCUCGUCUUCUACGCUAUCGAGCAGUCCAUGUGCUCCGCCAACUGGACCACCAUCCCCUGGAUCUCCCUCCCUUACCCCGGCGGUGGAAAGCCCUAUUACACUGAGCAGUGCUUCCUUACUUCCACCAACCACUUUGCCGUCCAGUACCUCGGCGGUAUCGCCAUCUGGGAUCACUGGGGUCGCACCUGGACCUACCGCAGCAUCCCCUGCACCCUCACCUACCCCAACAACGCCGCCAUGGUCUACCAGAACCAGCAGGCUACCAUUGAUGACAUCCUCAUCAACUGGGUUGAUGCCAAGGGUACCGGUCACUUGACUGGCGUUCAGCUUUUGAACGACACGGUCAACGCCUGUAACGAGUUGUCCACUCCUAACGUCCCCAAUGACAUGACCGUUGCUGGCGCUCCCAACAACGGCCAGACCUACCUCCUCUUUGGACCCAAGAAGUCGUGCUACUACACCAUCACCGCUGCUGGGACUGCCUCCCAGAACCCCGUCGCGACCACCAGCGAGUGCAUGCCCCUCCCUGCUUUGGACAUUCGCGAACCCCGCACUGUCAACUAUGGUGGUGCCAUCUGGAUCUUUGGCAAGAACAAUGACGGUCUCGGUGUCUGGUCCGUCAACGCCACUGGCUCUCCCCCAUAUACCAUCAUCCCCCGCUCCCAAGGUGCCCCUAUCAACAGCAACUAUACCGUCGCUGACUGCGGUACCGGUAUCAUCGUGUAUGGUGGAUGCACCAAUCCCGACGGAUGCUCGACCAAUCUCAAGCCCGGCGAGCCCAUUCCCCCAGUCUCCCCUACUCCCCCUACCGUUAUCUAUGUUCCUCCUACUGGCGGAGACAACGGUGGUGGUGGCGGCGGCAGCGGUGGCGGAAGCGGCGGUGGUGGCAGUGGCGGCGGCAGCGGUGGUGGCGAUGGUGGUGGAAGCGGUGGUGGUGGUGGUAGUGGCGGCGGCGGCAGCGGUGGUGGUGAUGGUGGUGGAAGCGGUGGUGGUGGUGGUAGUGGCGGCGGCGGCAGCGGUGGUGGUGAUGGUGGUGGAAGCGGUGGUGGUGGUAGUGGUGGUGGUGGUAGCGGCGGCGGCGGAAGCGGUGGUGGCAGCGGUGGCGGUGGCGGUGGCGGAUCCUGGAUCCCUGCCCCACCCACCGGUGUUCCCACUGGCAUCCCCUCCGGUGGUCCCACUGUUGUCCCCCCUACUGCUACUGGUACCAUCUCCGGCGGCACUCCUCUCCCUACCGCCCCCGGCGGUGGACUCCUUCCUGUUCCUGGUGAUGGCGGUUCCAAGACUUCGGGCGAUGGCAACACUGGUGCCAUUGUCGGUGGUGUUAUCGGAGCCAUUGCUUUGAUCUGCUUGAUUGCUUUGCUCUUUGUCUUUGCUCGUCGUCGCAGAAGACGCGAUGAGGAGAACGAGUACGGUGCUCCUGGUGGCCCCAAUGGUCCCGAGAUGACCCACAACAACCACCAUGGCGGCGGUAUUCCCCCCCUUGCCCCCCUUGGUCCUAUUGGCGACUUGGAUCAGGUUGUCGUUGAGGACAAGGACCUCCCUGGCGGACCCCCUGGCAACAACAACUACCCCGGCGGCCCCUCUGGCGGUGCCGACUUCCCUGGCGGUCCUUCUGGAAACGGUUCGGGUGUUCCUCCCACUGGUGGUGCUCCCCACAACCACACUGGUGCCAUCAUUGGCGGUGCUCUUGCUGGUGGUGCUAUUAUUGGUGCUAUUGGUCAUCACAAGAACAGGUCCGAAGAGGAGGUCUCCCACGGUCAUGUCGCUCCUGUCCCUGUUCCCGGCGGUCCUUCUGACAACAACAACUACCCUGGUGGCCCCUCCGGCAACAACAACUAUCCUGGUGGCCCCUCUGGCAACAACAACUACCCUGGCGGCCCUUCCGGUGACAGCAACUACCCCGGUGGUCCCUCCGGCGGUAACAACUACCCUGGCGGUCCCUCUGGCGACUCUUCCUUCCCUCCUGGUCCUUCUGGCUCUGGUCAUAACGUUCCCCCCACUGGCGCUACUCCCAACGGCAAGCACAACCACACUGGUGCCAUCAUUGGCGGUGCUAUUGCUGCUGGUACUGUUGCUGCCGUCGUUGGUCACCACAAGAACAAGUCUGAAGAGAAGGUCACCAACGGCCAUGUUGUCCCAGUCCCAGUCCCCGGCGGUCCCUCCGACAAGACUGAAAUCGAUGAUGAGACCUCGACUGGUCGCGGCUCUCACGUUGUCCCCGUCCCUGGUGGACCUACCGAUACCACUAACGCUCCUCGUCCCACUGGCCCCGGCGGUGUCGUCCCUGUUGGCGGCUCCUCUUCGACUACCACUUCUACUGAAACUACUACCGAGACUACCACCUCUGGCGGUCGUACUGGAAUCUUUGGCGCUAUUGCCGGUGCUAUCGGUCUGGGCGGCGCUGCUGCUGUCGUUGCCAACAAGCACAAGAACGAAUCGUCUGAGAAGAUUGUCACCAGCAAGACCACUGUCACCACCAGCAAGAACGGAGGCCGCAUCUACACCACCACUGGCACUGGCGGCCGCACUGUCAUUACUGAGCGCACCGAGACUGGCACUGCUCGCCAUGUUUUGACCGGCGUUGUCCCUGGAACCACCACUAUCCGUACUAUCACCCAGCGCACCGAGUCUGGCGAGGAGGUCUUGAUCCCUGUCGAGCACCCCGAGGGUGACGAGCGCCAUGUUAUCGAGGAGCGUGAUGAGAACGGAAAGAUCCGCUACAUCAUUGGAGGCUUGAUCGUCGGUGCCGUCGGUGCCGGUGUUGCUCACCAUGUCGCUACUUCCCGUACUGAAUCUAAUUCUGGAAAGACCACCACCACCACCGUUACUUCCUCGACCCGUAUUGUGACUGAGCGUGGCCCCAACGGCGAACCCCGCCAGGUUAUUGCUGGCGAUUUCAGCGGCAAUGCCAUCCGUGUCAUCACUGAGCGUACCACCACUGGCGAGACCCGUUACAUCCCCACUAACGAGCCCACCGGCGAACUUCACCACGUCACCACUGAGCGCUCCGAUUCUGGCGUGAUCCGUUACAUCGUUGGAGGUAUCAUUGCUGGAGGCGCCAUUGGCGCCAUUACCAAGAGCACCGAGUCCAGUGGUGUCCGCACCAUUCCCGGCGGCGUUACCUCAGUUUCUUCCUCGACCCGCAUUGUCACCGAACGUACUUCGACUGGCGAAAUCCGCUACAUCAUUGUUGGUGGCUUCAGCGGCAACGCCAUCCGUGUCAUUACCGAAAAGACCUCCUCUGGAGAGAUCCGCCUUAUCCCCACCAACGAGGAGACCGGCGAGCUCCGCCACGUUACCACCGAGCGCUCCGAGUCGGGUGAGAUCCGCUACAUCGUUGGCGGCGUCAUCACCGGCAACACCGUCACUCGUGUUAUUAUGGGACCUCGCAUUGUCACCGAGCGCACCUCGACUGGAGAGAUCCGCUACGUGAUUGUUGACCAGUACAACGGAAACGCUAUCCGCACCAAGUUUGAACGCCACGAGGAGACUGGAGAGUUUGUCCACAUCCCCGUCAAGGAACCCGAGGGUGAGCUGCGCUAUGUGACGGAAGAGAAGACCGAGACUGGAGAGAUUCGCAAGGUCAUUGGCGCCGUCAUUACCGGAAAUGUUACUACUACCACCCGCACCGUCUCUGGCGGCACCGUCACCGAGGGCUCGUCUACCACUACCUCUGGCAGUGGCGAGCAGAUCCGCAUCGUCUCUGAGCGCAACCAGGCCGGAGAGGUUAUCUACUACCAUAUCACCAACGGACCCGAUGGCCAGGAGGUUCGCACUGUUGUCGAGCGCACCGAGGAUGGCGGUUUCCGCAUUCCCGGCGGUGCCGUCAUUGUCGGCGCCGGCGCCAAAUUGAUCGGAAACAACCACCAGUCCACGACCACGACCCGCGUUGUCGGUGGCGGUCAGUUGACCCCUGCUGAGCAGGCUGCCAACAAGACCCAGAUCACUUUGAAGUUGUCCAUCAUGCGUUACGAGCGUGCUGAUGCCUCGUCUGCCGUCCCUGCCGCUGCUGUCGGAACCGUUCUGUUCUCCAAGUUCAAGAUGAUCGGCGCUGGUGCCGUCAACAUUGAUGAGACUGCCUACUCGCACGUUGAGGAGACCAAGGCCCCCCAGGCUGCCCGCACGAUCAAGUGGAUGAAGACUGAACCCCACUGGAAGCGUGAGGCCGGUAUGCUCCAGCACCUCAAGUCUGACCGUUACAUCUCUGAACUCUAUACCUUGUACUCCCUGCCUACCUUCGCCGAAUACCGCUACGUCUCGAUCUUGGGCUCCUUCUCCCGCACCUUGGAGUCGUACAUCCAGACCGAGACCUUGUCCUCCCAGCAGAUCCGCCAGAUGACCCUUUCCCUUUCUGAUGCCCUCCGCUGGUGCCACGAGCACCACGUCGUCCACCUCAACGUCCGCCCUGCCUCGUUCUACCUCGAGGGUGCUCCCGGUGCUGAUGCCAGGGACGGCAACGGUCAGUUGGUCUGGAAGCUCUGGAACUUUGGCCAUGCCCGCUUCGUUGGCGAGACGGUCGAUACUACCGUUACCACUGUCACCUACGCUGCCCCUGAGAUCUUGAACGGACGCAAGAAGACCGAUGCUAACGUCUUGGCCUCGGUCUCCAUGGAUCGCUGGUCGCUCGGAUUGAUCCUCUACGAGUUGCACACCAAGAAGACCUACUUCUCGUCUUCCAACUUCGCCGAGUUCCAGUUGUCCAGCGAAGAGGGUACCGCCUUUGAGCCCGCCCUUGAGGCCAUCCAGGAGAACGAUGCCCGUAAGGCUAUCCGCGGUCUUUUGGAGACCGAUCCCGAGAAGCGUUAUACUCACGAGACCCUCCGUGAGGUUUACUUUGGCAAGCUGUAA
This is a messenger RNA of Linnemannia hyalina, 5076 nucleotides long. NCBI's taxonomy places the organism in Eukaryota, Fungi, Mortierellomycota, Mortierellomycetes, Mortierellales, Mortierellaceae. The record is from the annotation of a GenBank genome assembly.